GCCUCACGGUUUUCAAAUUUCAAAUUUCACAUUUCAAAUUUUAUACCUCUCCUUCCCCCUCUUCUUCAUCUUCAUCCCAGGCCAUCCCUUAUAUUUCUUCUUCAUGCCCCGUCUCUACCUUCCUCGUCCUUCUCCGUUGCCUCUCAGUUCUGCCCAAUCUCCACCUUCUUCACUUGUCCCUCCAAUGGCAGACACAAUUGGUGACCAUUUCAAGGCUGAAUUGAAGUUCACUAACGUUUGGGAAGGCAUUCCUCGGAAUCCUCUCCUUCCAUUCACUUCGUCAGUGAAGGAUCUCGAUGGAAACAGAGAAGAUGUUCAUUGUCAAGACAACGGUCACGCCGUGGGUUUGGAUUCAUGGUCUUUGUUGAUCCUUCUGUUGCAGAGAGAGUUGUCCUCAAGAAGCAUGUCUUUGAGGAAUUUGCCUCGGAGCAGCCAGAACUCUGACAGCGGGUUCUUGAACCUUAAGAGGCCAUCAGCCUUUGUCAGGGUCGUGUAAUAUAAAUGGAUUCUUGAAUAAUUAUGUAAUAUUAUUUUGGAAAUAAAUAAAUGCCGUUGUCAAUUAGUUAUGGUAUAACUA
Molecule: messenger RNA, 577 nt
Organism: Punica granatum (pomegranate)
Lineage: Eukaryota; Viridiplantae; Streptophyta; Magnoliopsida; Myrtales; Lythraceae
Source: RefSeq, a predicted model, not a curated record